This is a messenger RNA of Papilio machaon (common yellow swallowtail), 1835 nucleotides long. RefSeq names its product synaptic vesicle 2-related protein-like. Gene Ontology annotation, biological process: transmembrane transport. Bases 237 to 1823 code for a protein of 528 amino acids. NCBI's taxonomy places the organism in Eukaryota, Metazoa, Arthropoda, Insecta, Lepidoptera, Papilionidae. The record is from RefSeq and is a predicted model, not a curated record. The transcript is spliced from 11 exons. Gene Ontology annotation, molecular function: transmembrane transporter activity.
AGAAAAAUCAUUGAGCACAUGUCGCGUGAUAGCGGCGGCUUCGAGCCUCACCAUACAUCUGUUGGUAUCAACACAACAAACCAAACACGAUACUAAAUCAGUACAGCCACCGUGUCGUGACGGACUGGCCGUAUAUACGAAUUACUUGAAAAUGACAAAUUCUUAAAAAUAAAAACAAAGUCUAAAUCAAUUCGAAAUUAUUUUUUUGUUUAAUUUUGGCCAGUGUUGAUUUAAAAAUGUUUACGAAAACCGAAAACAUGGGUAUAGACAAUAAGAGUUAUGUGAAAUCUGAGGAUGUAGAGAUGAACAACAAGGGUCAUGUCAGCAAGUCGGUCGACAAGUUCAGCUAUGAAGAGGCUUUGGAUUUAACAGGUCACGGGCGGUACAACUACGGCCUGUUGUUUGCUUGCUUCAUGAUCAUCAUAGCGAUGGGCAUCGAUAUCUUCGGGCUGGGCAUCAUCGCCACCGCCGCGACAUGCGACCUGCAGAUGACCAUCAAGGAGAUCGGCAUAUUGUCCUCUAUGCCUUUCGCAGGUAUAAUAGUGAUGUCGUACCCGUGGGGCUACCUGUCAGAUACGCGCGGGCGUAAGCUGGUGCUCAUGUACGCGAUGUGUGGCAGCUUCGUGAGUGCCGCGCUCAGUAGUCUGGCGCCCAGCUGGCAGGUGCUCGCCGCGUUGCGGUUCAUCAGCGCGGCAAUGUCGAGCGCGGCGGAGUCAGCGACGUACGCGCUGCUGGGCGAGUGCUGCAACUCGCGGUCUCGCGCACGUUACAUGCUGCUCAUGACUAGCGCUCUUAUGCUCACGCCCACACUAUACUAUAUAUGGGGCUACUUCAUCACCAAGUUGGACUUCUCUAUCCCACUGCUGGGCAUAGUCUACCGUCCUUGGAGGCUGCUGACCCUGGUGAUGGCCCUGCCUCUGGGCAUCGGUGCUCUCCUGCUAUACUUCUUCAGCGAGAGCCCCAAAUUCCUGGCAAACGUAGGUCGCAGCCAGGAGGCUGUUGACGCGCUGAAGAGGAUAUACGUAGGCAAUGGCGGCAAACCAGAAAAUUUCCCAGUGAAGGAGAUCUACCUGGAGGAGGGCAGCAGGGAAGCAGUGCCAGAGUUCUCGCUGCACUCGCUGUGGGCGCAGAUCGCGCCUCUCUUCCAACCGCCGCUGUUAUGGCGGACCUUGCUCCUCUAUUAUCUCACAUUCGUCAUUUACAUCGCGAACAACAGUUUCGCGAUCAUCUUGCCGACGAUACUGAACGUAUUCUUCACCUCAUACGCGAGCAGUAGCGCGGGCGCAGGAUUCUGCGACCUCUUCCGCAUGGCCGGUGAUGAUAACACCACAGUGCUCGCAGGACAUGACAGAAUUAGCAUUGCAAAGGAGGGUUCAAAAUGUUCAGGCAGUAUUGAGGAUAACACAAUCUGGGCUGGUUGUGCACAUGGCCUCUCCUUCUUCCUACUCAACGCACUAAUCUCGCAAUGCGCCGGCAGACGGAAGGUGCUGUCAAUCAGCAUCUUGCUGGUGGCGGCUGCGGCGGCCUUCGUCAUUGACAACACGGGCGAGGCCAUCUCGGGACUGAUCUUCUUCUACAUCUUCCUCACCACGGCCAUGGUCUUCGGCGUCGUCUCCUCAUACUUUGUUGACCUUUAUCCUACAUCAUACAGAGGCAUGGUGGCCUGCCUGGGCAUGAUGGUGGCUCGGCUGAGCGCCUUCGCCGGCACCAACCUCAUAAGCAGCAACAUGACUGAACACUGCUCAGUCGCUAUAUACAGCAUCGCGGGGCUCGUUAUCAGUGGCGCUGUAGCCGCAGCGCUGUUGCCAGUCGGCGCCCUCUAGCGGCAUUUAUAC